GUGCCACAGUCUUGACUUCUGAGCAAAUUGGAGAGAUUAGAUAUCUCAAAAAUCAAGUUCCCACGUAUAUAAUAGUAAGGGAAUAUCAUAUCAAUAAAAAUCGCGUUUAUGAUAUAUGGAACGAUUGCGAGCGCUUACAGCAAAAUGAAAACCAUUCCUUUGAGGAGCUUAGGAGAGCUCAUUCCAUCUCUUCAGAGAAUGAUUCAGAAGUUCAUACUAAACUGCCUUGUGAAGCGCCUGAUGAGUCAACUCCAAAAGAAUCAUCUGAGAUCGUGGGGGUCCCUCUGAAACCAUCAUCCGCUGAGAUGAAUGUGCAAGAAAAGCAAAAAAAGAAAAAGAAACUGUUAAAGUCCGGAUCCAUUCGAAAUUCUGACUUACCUGAAAUUUUGGCAGUGGGUCCCUGCCAAAACUCCUUACUAGAUGUCUCACAUGAUCUAAUUGCUUCGAUUAAAAAAGAUCGUAUAGAAUCAGAAAAAUCUAUGCGUGAAUCAGAAAAGCUCUUUGCUCUCAACUCACCUUUUCAACAUAUUCAGUAA
Molecule: messenger RNA, 536 nt
Organism: Dentiscutata erythropus
Lineage: Eukaryota; Fungi; Glomeromycota; Glomeromycetes; Diversisporales; Gigasporaceae
Source: the annotation of a GenBank genome assembly